This is a messenger RNA of Prorocentrum cordatum, 1052 nucleotides long. NCBI's taxonomy places the organism in Eukaryota, Dinophyceae, Prorocentrales, Prorocentraceae. The record is from the annotation of a GenBank genome assembly.
CUGAGGGCCCCCCCGUGGAUUUCUCGAGCACGGUACCUCGCAAGGGGGGCCAUGGGGGGGGCCUCCUCGAACUGGAGACAUGAUUUCUUCUCCGUAGCCAUACUUGCAUAGAGUUGUUUUUGCUGGCUGGCAUCCCGCCCUUUCCAGCGCCAUCUCCAGCAGGCGCCAGUGGCGCCGACGAUUUGCCCUCGUCCCCGUCCCGAGGCUUCUGGCCCAGAGAAAAUCCCGAUGGCGUCCGCGGCUUCUGGCUCCGAGGAGAUCCCGAUGGCGCGCGCGGCGUCGAGCUCCACGGGCAUCCCGAUGGCGCCCGCGGCUUCUGGCUCCAAGGGCGCCCUGGUGCCGAUGGCGGACGCCGCGGACGCCCAUACAGAUAUUUUCUCAGACGGCGAAGCCCCCCCCCCCUUUUUUCAAGGGGGGGCUUCAGCGUGGGUGUCGGUAGCGACGGCGACGACGACGGCGACGGCAUGCUGCUGCCCGCCAUCAGCGACGACGAGAAGUACCCGGCGCGCAUCCAGAGCGCCCUGGUUCCCGGGGACCGCGGCGAGACCGGCGGCGACGUUGUGCCGAUGAUUGCUGGCCCAAUGGUGCGGGCCAUUCCAGCCCCAAGUCCUCUCGCUCGCAUUGCUCUCGAAGGCGGCGUCGCUGAUUCUCCCCCGAAUAAGUUGCCAGACGUGGCCCGCGUGAUGCCCGGGGCCGACAUGUCGCGCACGGGGCGCGUCGACGCGCGGGGCAAGACGCAGCCAGUCAUCGGCCCCCCGAAGCGGAUACGCAGUUGGGAUGACGACGAGGGGGCGUUCUCAACCUGGAAGCCGGCGCGCGCGAUCAAGAGCUUCAAGCAUUCCAAGUGUCUCUUCGUCGUGAACCCAGGUGCCGACGCGGAGCGCGAGGGCGCCCGUGAUAGGCGGGUUCCAGUGGCUGAAGGUUCGCCCCUGCCAGACAGCGUCGCAGGUUUCGCGGCCUCGAUCUUGGCGAGGGCCACUUUCGUGCGCAAUAGCUGCCAGCUGUCUUACGUUAGCCAGCUCGAGUGAGCAGCGGAUAAGGGGGGGGGCGAG